Molecule: messenger RNA, 1089 nt
Organism: Didymodactylos carnosus
Lineage: Eukaryota; Metazoa; Rotifera; Eurotatoria; Philodinida; Philodinidae
Source: the annotation of a GenBank genome assembly
AUGACACAAAUCAAUUCUAUUGAUACUGGACAUGAAGAACUUAUUCACGAUGCUCAAUUAGAUUAUUAUGGAACAAAAUUAGCCACAUGUUCAUCAGAUAAAACUAUUCGCGUUUUUGAUGUUAUAAAUCAUCAACAAAAAUUAAUUGCAGAUUUAAAAGGUCAUGAAGGUCCUGUGUGGCAAUUGUCAUGGUCUCAUCCAAUGUAUGGUAGUUUAUUAGCAUCAUGUUCCUAUGAUAAAAAGGUCAUUAUUUGGAAAGAAACAUCCUCAUCCACGUUACCCACACCUCAGUCGUCGAGUGGUGGUUCACAUUUUCAAAUUAUUCACGAAUACGAUAGACAUACAUCAUCUGUGAAUACAGUGGCUUGGGCACCAUAUGAGUACGGUUUAAUGUUAGCAUGUGGAAGUUCUGAUGGAUCGAUUUCUAUAAUUACAUCAAGUGGUGAUGGAAGAUGGACAGCAAAAAACCUUCCUGAUUGUCAUCCGCCAGGAGUAAAUGCGUUGAGCUGGGCUCGAUCGAUUGGUACACAAAUAUCAGCAUCAGCCGCCAUGGAUGAUUCAUCUUUGACAACAGGAAAUACUGAACUUGUUAAACGUUUUGUAUCUGGUGGAUGCGAUAAUCUUGUGCGAAUAUGGAAAGAACAAGAUGAUGCUUGGAUAGAAGAAUCCCAUUUAGAUCAACAUACAGAUUGGAUUCGAGAUGUAGCUUGGGCACCAACAUUUGGAUUAUCUAAAGAAAAAAUAGCGAGUUGUUCACAAGAUGGUCGUGUUUAUGUGUGGACGCGUGAUGUUCGUACACAAUCAGCAUGGGAAUGUACACAAAUUGGAACGGUUUUUGAUGAUGUUGUAUGGAGUGUUAGUUGGUCGUUGACUGGUGAUAUUUUAGCCGUGGCUUCAGCUGAUAAAGUGUCACUAUGGAAAGAAGGUCUCGAUGGGAAAUAUCAAUGUUUAACCACACCCACAUCGGCAAUGACAGCUACAAAUAGUAUAACAGACUUGUCCGAUACAGCCAUGAAUGGUGGUGUUGGGGGUAGUGGAACACAAGCAACAAGUUCAUUACAAGCACCCACACCAUUAAUGGUCUCCUAG